Messenger RNA from Bathycoccus prasinos, 1098 nucleotides. NCBI's taxonomy places the organism in Eukaryota, Viridiplantae, Chlorophyta, Mamiellophyceae, Mamiellales, Bathycoccaceae. The record is from the annotation of a RefSeq genome assembly.
AUGAUGACAGCUUCGGCAAAGUUACACUCUUUGCAAUUUCAACCACUUGCUCCCACUGAAUGGUAUGGUCGAUUAAGUUUUGGUCCAGUGUUACCUGGGCAAGGGCUGACAGUCGGUAAUACUUUACGACGUGUCCUUUUAAAUGAUUUAAAAGGCAUUAGCGUUGUCGGAGCGGAAAUUGCUGGUGUUGAUAACGAGUUUUCAACCUUACCUGGGGUUCGUGAAUCUGUGGUGGAAAUUUUUUUAAAUUUGCGUGAUUUAGUUUUUACGCAUUAUACACCUGAUGAGAAAGAACCACCAAGUCAAGGAGAAUUGGAACCUGGUGCAAAACCUUUUGCAGCAGCCCAGUUAAAAAAAGACUUAUCUAAGUUACCGAUUAGCUCAUUCCCGUAUGUUGUACGUGCUGGGGAUUUAGACUCACAAGAUUUUAAAAUUGUCGAUCCAACCCAACCGGUUGCUACGUUGCUUUCUCCGGAAGCCGCAGCAACAUUUCAGAUUUAUCUUUUUUUAAGUGUUGGCCGUGGUUAUCAAUCUUGGAAGAAAUUACCAGGGGUACCCCAAAUCAUGGGUCAACGCUUUUUUGAAGAUUUUACACCACCGACCCGAUCGCACACUGGAACUACUUUUCCAAUUGAUGCGAUUUUUAUGCCGGUAAAACGUGUAAAUUUCACUAUUCGAGAAAAUCUUGGUGAAGGAGAAUAUAUUUACUUUGAACUUUGGACAAAUGGGAGUUUACAUCCAUUACAAGCGCUUCGAUCAGCCGCAAAAGUUUGUAUGAAAGUGAUGGGAGCUUGCUUACAAUGUGUUGAUUUACAGCCAAGUUUAACGGAUGAUCUUGAACCAGGAACACCUGGGGCAACGGUCCCGGUCCAAUAUACAAAGUCAGAAGCCUUACCGAAAUUUGAGUCAAUCCCAAUUGAACAGUUAGAAUUAUCGCUUCGUGCGUAUAAUUGUUUAAAGCGUGCACAAAUUUUAACGCUUGCCGAUUUAGCCCAACAAUCUUGUAGUGAUCUUUUAAGUUUACGCAAUUUUGGGCAAAAGUCAGCCGAAGAAGUGCGUGCUGCGUUACGAACAUAUGGAAUUGAAUUAAAGCAGUAA